Acomys russatus (golden spiny mouse) is the source of this 2548-nucleotide messenger RNA. RefSeq names its product TSC22 domain family protein 4-like. The coding region runs from base 795 to 2333 and encodes 512 amino acids. Gene Ontology annotation, biological process: response to osmotic stress. The transcript is spliced from 6 exons. The record is from RefSeq and is a predicted model, not a curated record. NCBI's taxonomy places the organism in Eukaryota, Metazoa, Chordata, Mammalia, Rodentia, Muridae.
GAGGGAGGAGGGAGGAGGAAGAGGGGAAGGAGGAGGAGAGGAGCAGUGAGCAGGCCCGAGAAGGCAGGACUUCCUGGUGUGGGGGUUGUCAACAGCCCAGAAAGAGAGAGACAGAGACGGAGCGGAGCUGAGGAUCCCCGAGAUACAUCCAGUGGGGCCACGUGGGAGGAGCUCUGAGCGAGAAAGCCACUCAAGGGACCUGGAGCCAGCGGGGGGCUGAGCCGCCCCCUCCCACAGCAACAGGGAAGACCGGUGGAGUAUUGACUCAGGCCGCGCCUGGGUUCCACCGUGGAAGCCCCCCUUUUUUUCUCUCCUCUCAACUGCAAACUUUCCACCGAGAUGCCUGGCAGAGUGAGAUGCGGACGCCCGAGAGCACUGGGUAGCCCUUGAUUGUCGCCCAAGUGGCCUGCACUACUCAGGGCCCAGGAGGCCCUAGGAUUUAAAAAAAAAGAAGGACGUCUUUAGAUCUUUAGUCCCUAGGUCCUCUCUCCUUCUCAGCUCCGUGGCCGAGGCCCGAGAGAGUUUGCAAGCUCAGCUCUGGGGUUUCGGCAGCGACAGCAGCAGGAAAAACCUGCCUCUGCCCCCCCUCCCGCCACCUCCCCUCCCCUGCACUUCAGUUACUAACCAGGCACCCCUAGUUUCCCACAAGGCCCUCUUGCCAUGUCGGACCCAGACAUCCCCAGGGGCCCUGAUGUCCCUGCCAUGUGGCCCCCUUGUUCCAGAGGUGCCUGAGCCCCUCUCCAGGAGCCCGGUCCCUCCCCCCAACCUGAGCCCAGUCCGGAGCCCCAGGGACCAUGAGUGGUGGUAAGAAAAAAAGUAGUUUUCAGAUCACCAGCGUCACCACGGACUAUGAAGGCCCAGGAAGCCCAGGGGCUUCGGAUUCCCCUACCCCACCGGCUCUCUCUGGGCCCCCACCCCGCCUCCCCAAUGGGGAGCCCAACCCUGAUCCAGGGGGCAGGGGCACCCCUCGGAAUGGCUCCCCGCCACCUGGAGCCCCUGCCUCCCGUUUCCGGGUGGUGAAGCUGCCCCAAGGCUUGGGAGAGCCUUAUCGUAGAGGUCGGUGGACGUGUGUGGAUGUUUACGAGAGAGACCUGGAACCCCCAAGCUUCGGCCGGCUCCUGGAGGGAAUUCGAGGGGCCUCAGGAGGCACCGGAGGCAGAUCAUUGGAUUCUAGGUUGGAGUUGGCUAGCUUGGGCAUAAGCACCCCUAUCCCACAGCCAGGCCUGUCUCAGGGCCCCACGUCUUGGCUCCGCCCGCCCCCCACUUCUCCUGGACCACAGGCCCGCUCCUUCACAGGGGGGCUGGGCCAGCUGGCAGGAUCUGGCAAGGCCAACGUGGAGACACCCCCGCAGUCAGCCUCUCCACCCCAGACGCGCCCCCCAGGGCCUGGGACUGGAGAUAGUGCUCAGCCCCUGCCUGCUCUGAGGGUCGAAGUGGAGUCUGGGGCUUCAGCAGCCGGAACCCCUCCACUGUCACGGAGAAGAGAUGGAGCAGUUCGGCUGAGGAUGGAGUUAGUGGCUCCAGAGGAGACAGGGAAGGUGCCGCCGAUCGACUCCCGCCCCAACUCCCCAGCCCUCUACUUCGAUGCCAGCCUGGUGCACAAGUCUCCAGACCCCUUUGGAGCCGCAGCAGCCCAGAGCCUCAGCCUGGCACGUUCCAUGUUGGCCAUCAGUGGUCACCUGGACAGUGAUGACGAUAGUGGUUCCGGAAGCUUGGUUGGCAUUGACAACAAGAUUGAACAAGCCAUGGUCCUGUUCUGGAAGUGUAAAGCCAAGCGAAGCGUGUUGGAGCCCAGGAAGCAUCCGUUGAAGGGAGCAGAGAAAGCACCCUCGGACUUUGACACCACAAAGUUGGUCAAGACCCACAAAGAGUCCAAGGCCUCUGACGUGGAUGUGUGCCCAGGGGUCCUCGAGCCCUGCGUGUUGGCCACAGUCAAGGAAAGAUCUGCUGUGCACAGUCGUGAGAGGAGUUGCGAGAGGCAGGAGAGUCGCUCCCGCUCCCUGACAGGGCUGUCCCAGACCGUAGCCAACUCAGUUUCGAAGUUGAUGUUGUCAGUGUUGCAAUCCGGCUGGCGAUUAUGUACGUGGAAGUCUUCUAUGAGUUCUGCCUCAGUUUCUUCCCGUAUGAGGACCGGGUCGUCCCUGAAGACGCCAGAGGCUGAGAUGCUGCGGGAAUUGUACCUGGUGCUCUGGGUCAUCCGCAAACAACUGAGAGAGCUGGCCCGCAGGCAGGAGCGCCGCAGAAGGCACCGCAUACGCGCCCACGUGUCCCGCGUCUCUCGCCACACUCAACCGGUGCAGGGCCUCAAACAGGAUGCCCGAAGUCCCCUCUAGGCAGGGGAGCCCCAGAUCCUUAAGCAAGCCCCCACCUCGCUUUUAAGGAAGGUUCACAGGAAAAGGUGCAACGGCCAUUAGGCCAGAGCUGCUGGUGAGAUGUUUGGCCAUACCAAGACAGGCCUGGGGUGGAACACACUCCCCUUCGCUGUGUUUGUUCCAUUUGUAAAGAAAAAUUAUCUAAAAAUUGAGAAAUAAAUAUCGGAUGUUUCUGA